ACUACACUGUACAGGACACUUUGUGGGAGGAUUAUCUUUACAAAACUCUGUGAGAGUCUGGAUGUAGACAGACCAUAGUUUCUGCAAAGGACAAGAAGAUUUACGUGAAUACUGAGGAACAUCAUCAUGACAGAACAACCAUCCCAGGACCAACCCAUGUGUUCUGCUGCACUGGCACAGAAGCCUGAUACUCUGCAUAUUGACAUGUCUCCCAUUGAUCUAGACGAAGUUUGUUUUGCCAUCUAUAAAUGUUUGAUCCAAAUGACAACACAGUAUUUGGACAUUUUGAAAGACAACCUUGUGAAUACUGAGUUGGCAGCUUUGCUCGCAGACUCUUGCAUGGAUAUCGUACAGUCUUUAGCACAGAUAAUCCUGGAUGUCGUGAUACCGCAGGUCUACAGACACAGAAGAACCUAUGGCACCUUUUCUCCAACAGUCAUCUGUCUUACUGAGGACGAAAUCCAUGCCUACCUGGGGGAUUCCAUCCAACAGGCACUGGCUAAUUCUCUGCGGCUCCCAGUGCAGACUUUGGGGCACACCAAGGUGUUCACAGAGUUGCUUGUUAGACACAUUUCAAAGACAGUCAACUCAGUCCUGGCUUUAUCCACUCAGGCAUCCAUCCUGAAGUCCAGAGUCCCAGUAUUUUUUGUCGGUGGCUGCCUAACUUUAUUUCCAGACCUCAAAGAUAUGGUUCGUAAGAUUGCCACCAUACUGAUGGCAAGUUUGAACCGUGAAGAGGUGUGGCUUAGGGUCAAUACUCAAGAGGCUCAGUCAAGCCAGACUACAUCCAUUGAUAACUGCAACUUUUUGGAAGUGGAGUCCCCUAUAUUCUGUUUCAGCACCAGAGAGGGCUUAAAGAGAUUUAUGAAGACCUACAUCACUCGCACAGUGACUGUACUAAAAAGCAGAGCUCACAUGCCACAAAGGAAGAGUGGAAUGAGCUCUAGCAAUCACGGAGAUGUCUGUAUUAUCAUUGGCUCAAACACACACAUUCUGCCUGUGGAAGACAGUGAAGCUCAUGGACAGUCUGCCAUGUCUUCCUAUAGUGGUUUGGAUGUCAUACCAGGUGCUGUACCUGACAAUGAUGAAGCAGAGUCCCUUUCUGAGACUAGUCCCUUCAACUUUGUCAUAGUAAUUGGCACAACAGAAGACUUAGUUCGUGAUGAGGCAGACACUAUCACGAACAUAGCUGAUGAACUGGUACAAGCAGUGCUUGGAGGAGAUCAGCGGGGGUCAGCAGAGACAGACAGCUGUCAAGAGUCUGUCAAUGGUGAGCUGGAGGUUGUUUACUGCUCUAAAUUAAAAGAACUUACAGACAGAAUCUUUAAUUUGGUUAUGAGUGGACAAGACUACCAGAUUCCUUGCCUGCCCGCUGGAAUGCGCAUGUGUGACACCGUGACCUACAGGAAGCUGAGGAGAGGGGGCGUCACCAACCCGGGCAUGGUCACUCAAGCCCUUUACAUGAGGACGGAGGAGUUUGUUUCUCGCUGUGCUGUGCAGGCUCUCUUCUGGUCAACACUAAAUUCACUGGACUCUGAUAUCCUGUUUGGACAGUAUUCACAGGACUCAUACAUGCUGUCUUCGGGGCUUGACUUUGUGGCUGUACCAGUACGUGCAGCAGGAGACUGUGGAAUAGUGCGUAGAGUAAUUCCUCCUCCUUGGCAUAUUUCAAAUUCCACAUACGAUAUCAUCCCUGAGCUGUCCGAGCCAAUACAGUUACAGUUGGCAAGCAUUGUGCACAUAUCCCUGCUGACUCUCCUGGUUGGGAAAAUGCUUGCCAGCAUAGACAUUAGGGAUGGUGAAAUGAUUUUAGAGGUUGUAAGGAAAGCAGUUGUACAGCUUCAAGAUACUGACCCGAGGCUGUAUGACCAUUUCCAUGCCUCUUUCAUGGGUCAAAGUUACAAAGACAUUGGCCAGAUGGCCAUAAAUGACCUUCUGCUGGAGUUUGGCUCAGUAGAAGUGAUGCAGGAGGCAGUGAGAGCACGGAAUCCCAAUUUUGAGGAAGCUUUUAUGAGAGCACUGAGAAAACAGCUGAGAUUUCCUACACCUCCAGUGCCUCAUGGAAAUGCACGCAAGACAAUGACCUGCAGUUUCUUCAAGAAGUUCAAAAGACUGUGUUGCAAAAAAACUUCUAAGAAGGGCAACAAGACCCCAACUGUCAGCCUUCCAACCUGUGACCAGGACAACAACAAGUUACAAGAGGAGCUCCUGAAAGACCAAACAGAGCAGCCCCAGCAUCCACUCAUGAGCAGGAUAGCCCCCUCCAACAGGUGCAUAUGUUCGUCCUUAAGGGAGAUGUUUUCCUCCAUUGCUAGAACACUGGGCAGACCAUUCAUCGCUUGCUGCUGCCUAGAGAGCCAAGAAAGCAUUAGCACAGAUGGGACUGUGGUUUCUUCCAUUGUUCUCUGUUAAAGGGUUCUUUGGGAGUUUCUCAUUGGUCAUUUGAGGUGUGUAUCCUUACAUGCUUAUUUAAAUAUAGAUAUUAUUAUAAAUAA
This is a messenger RNA of Thunnus maccoyii (southern bluefin tuna), 2495 nucleotides long. RefSeq lists its product as uncharacterized. The record is from RefSeq and is a predicted model, not a curated record. Lineage: Eukaryota; Metazoa; Chordata; Actinopteri; Scombriformes; Scombridae. The coding region runs from base 127 to 2412 and encodes 761 amino acids. The transcript has 4 exons.